AUGUUUCCUUUGGCGUGGCGGCCGUCAUGCGGAUGCCUCGUUCCAGGGCCGGCCCCGCAGCCCCGCAUGGGCCGCCGCGCCGCCCAGAAAGAGCGUCCCUUCCGGCCCUUGGGGUAUGGGAAUGGGAAGCGGGAGUCGACCACCUUUGCUGGCUGGUCCAACUGCUACCUAGGCUGCAACGACCCCUACGGCGAGACCUUGCACAGCAUCCUCAGCCUCGUGAGGGCCAAGUACCUCACAGUAGACCGCUUCGUGAGCGUCGUGGGCUCCUUUGUGGCGCUCCAGUUUCUGCUGGUGCUGAAGCCAAAGGCGUUGCACUUCUUUGACAUGAACCCGCAGCAGGUGCUCUGGGCCAAGAUGCUCUGUGAGCUGAUCGCCAUCUCCCAGACGCCUCAAGAGUUCAUCUCCCGCGUCUUCGCGCGCCCCGUGCGCGGCUUCGAGCGGCGCCUGGGGUCCGGCGGCUUCACGGGGGAGCGGCUCACGCAUCUCAACCAGCACCGCUUCCUGCGCCUCGCCGCGUCCAAGCGCUGGCGGGACUCCACGCUGCAGCGGCUGUCCGCCUCCGGCCGCGCCACCUAUCGCGAGGUGCUGAUGCCCUUGCAGGAGGAUGAGAAGCCGGGCUGGUUCACUCCGCAGCUGCUGCCCUGCGAAGACCGGCGCCGGUUCAGGGCAAAGGCGCGCACAGGCUUGGGGCCCCAGGGUCGCCUGCCCGGGGACCGCUUCGCAUCCAUGCUCUACGGGGAGGGCUGGCUGACGAACCAGCAGACCUUCCAUCUCGUGAAGUGCAAGCUGGCGAGGACGCCGAUCACUUGGACGGCCGGGAUUGACUUCACAGGGGCGGCGCCGGAGGAUUUGAUCCAGGGCGAGGAGCGGAGCCGCGGCGAGCGUACGCUGCUCUUUGCCAUGGACAUGUGGUCCUCCCACUUUGCGCGGCCCUUGCCGCGGCAAAGCACCCUGCGCUGGCGAAACGAGGGGCGCUUGGUCGCCGUGCAAUCCAUCACGGCAGAGAAACAUGAGCUGGUGCAGGAGCUAGUGGGCUCGGAUGACCUCCGUUGGCGGAGCUUGUCAGAGUGGGAUUCUGGGGAGCUGCUGCCACCCCACAUCUGCCAAGUGGGCGAGGUGCUUCAUGAAGGAUGCAGGCUGGAGCCUGGCCUCGGAGAUCUGGACGCGCACCCGCUGCUGGCGGAGAGGCACUGCCCGGGUUCCCAGGCGUCUUUCUGCCUACUCAGCCGGCGGGUGCUGGUGCCGAUGGUGACUUUCCGCUGCGGGGGCCUGUGCCAGUCCGAGGUGCCCCUGUUCGGGCUCACCACCAUGGAGGAGACGCUGCAUCAGCAGCCCGCCUGCGCCGACGCGGUCGUGGAGCUGCUGCGCCUCGCGGGGCAGAGCUUCGGCGCCACCGCGGUGGCCCUGGCAUUGCCUAUGGCGAUUGCCAGCCUGUGCUUGGCCUGCGCGGCUCGCGAGGAAGAGGAGGCUCCGGGUGGGCCUGUGAAAUUGGCUCUGGGUGGCCUAAACGAUAGCCUACGAUGUGAGGGGUAA
This is a messenger RNA of Effrenium voratum, 1536 nucleotides long. The record is from the annotation of a GenBank genome assembly. NCBI's taxonomy places the organism in Eukaryota, Dinophyceae, Suessiales, Symbiodiniaceae.